AAUUCAUUCAUGGCGUUAGAAGACUACUACUAGCUUCUGUUUUCUAUAUAAAGCAACAAUCCUUAUGCAGUGACCAACAACACUCACAAACUGACUCUCCAAGAGAAACAACCAAAAAGUUCUAAGUAAACGCAACCAUGACCAUGCAUAUCCUCUGUUUGUUAAUGUUCCUAACUGCAAUGCAGGGAACUAAGGCAGUUGAUUACACUGUCACCAACAACGCCCUCACAACUGCCGGUGGAGCGCGUUUUCGAGACCAAAUCGGAGCAGAAUACGCGAAGCAAACACUGGACUCUGCAACCCAAUUCACAUGGAGGGUGUUCCAGCAGAACACCCCUGCUGACAGAAGAAACGUGCAGACUGUGAGCUUAUUUGUGGAUGACAUGGAUGGUGUUGCAUAUACAACUCCAAGCAACAGCCAGAUUCAUCUCAGCGCUAGGUACGUUAACAGCUAUAGCGGCGAUUUGAAGAGGGAAAUCACAGGGGUGUUGUAUCAUGAAAUAGUCCAUGUUUGGCAGAAUGGGAUUGGAAGUGCUCCUGGUGGGUUGAUUGAAGGGAUUGCAGAUUAUGUGAGGCUGAAGGCAAACUAUGCACCUAGUCACUGGGUUAAACCUGGGCAAGGAAAUAAAUGGGACCAAGGUUAUGAUGUCACAGCUCAGUUUCUGGACUAUUGUAACAGUCUCAAAAAUGGGUUUGUGGCUGAGAUGAACAAGUUGCUGAGUAAUGGUUAUAGUGAUCAGUACUUUGUUCAGCUACUGGGGAAGAAUGUUGAUCAGCUGUGGACAGAUUACAAGGCCAAGUAUGGCAAUAUUGCCUAGCUAAGAGUUUUCAUUUAAACAUUGUCAUAAAAUAAGCGACUAUAUAUGUCGCAUUAAUCUCUUUGUACGUUUGUAUCAAAUUCUAAAAUAAGUAGUGUUUCUGCUUC
This is a messenger RNA of Lotus japonicus, 925 nucleotides long. RefSeq lists its product as uncharacterized. NCBI's taxonomy places the organism in Eukaryota, Viridiplantae, Streptophyta, Magnoliopsida, Fabales, Fabaceae. The record is from RefSeq and is a predicted model, not a curated record. The transcript has a single exon. Bases 138 to 818 code for a protein of 226 amino acids.